Homarus americanus (American lobster) is the source of this 2164-nucleotide messenger RNA. Its product is annotated as solute carrier family 25 member 44-like. The coding region runs from base 738 to 1751 and encodes 337 amino acids. Gene Ontology annotation, molecular function: branched-chain amino acid transmembrane transporter activity. The record is from RefSeq and is a predicted model, not a curated record. The transcript is spliced from 6 exons. Gene Ontology annotation, cellular component: mitochondrion. Gene Ontology annotation, biological process: transmembrane transport; branched-chain amino acid catabolic process. NCBI's taxonomy places the organism in Eukaryota, Metazoa, Arthropoda, Malacostraca, Decapoda, Nephropidae.
AAGCAGCUGAGCGAGAGCUAGUCCGAACCCCUGCACAAGAAUUAACUGUAUGGUUAACAUUAUGAGUGCAAGAAGGAAAAUAUUACAUUAAAUAUAAUACUUUUCUUAUAGUUAAAACAUAGAAAUAUAUGAAUUUAGCUGGAGUGUCCGGAAAAUGUAAGAAAUCAUUAAACAUACUUUUAUUUACUGUGGUGGAAGACAAACACUGUGUGUGUUUGAUGGAGGAGAUCCAAGAACUGUGCUAAGAUUUGGAACCAAGAUGUUGUACUGAAGCACUGUCAACACACAUCAACAAGAUGUGUUUCACCAUAACAACAUUGGAUGAGUCAGGGGCAAAUAUUAUGAACUUUGAUCCAUGCUACCUUCAAAAUUUCUGAUGUCAUUGAGUGAAGAAAUGUUUCAACUAGAAAUUUAGUGACAACCCCUGGAUUUUGGAAGUGUGUUUACAUGUACAGGUUUUAAAUUUUCAAUAAAUCAACAAAAUUGAAAAAUAAAAUUACGAAUUAUAUUCUUGUAAUAUAUGAAGAUAUUUAGAAUAAUUUUAUAUUUAAUGGAAACAAUUGAAAACCAUAUGCAGCUCAAGGUAUUGCAAGAAAUGCUAUGACCUUUAGAAAUGUGAUACUGUACAUGUUAUUAAUUGAAACCUCACAAAUUUGUGCCAAAGGUACAGUAGCUAUAGCUUCCAUGUGUUUCUUAGUAAUGAGAUGGUAACACAGCACUGAAAGAUUUGGUGAAGAAUGUCCCAUGGUACUAUCUCCCAAAGAACCAUGGAGUCACUUGGUGUCCCAAAUAUCGAUGGUGGUGGCCACUACAUACGGACAAUUGAAUGGGAUAUGAUGAACAAAUACAAGUUUUUUCCAUUGUCCAUGCUGAGCUCCUUUUCAGUAAGAUGUAUGCUCUACCCAUUCACCGUCAUCAAGACACGUAUCCAAAUUCAGAGGCACUCUGAAAUUUAUAAGGGCACAUUUGAUGCAUUCCAGAAGAUAUUCAAAUAUGAAGGUUUUGGUGGUCUGUACAAAGGUUUCUGGGUGAGUGCCUUUCAGUUAGUCUCAGGGAUCUUUUACAUUACCACCUAUGAGAAUGUGCGUCAAUUCCUGCAGCAGCGAGGUGUACAAGACUCCCGGAUUCGAGCAUUAAUUGGGGGUGGAUGUGCUUCCCUAGUUGGCCAGACCAUCAUUGUUCCUUUUGAUGUUAUUUCACAACAUAUGAUGGUGUUAGGGCAAUUGGAAGGUCGAGGAAAAUCAAAGGCUGUCGUCAACCCACUCAACAUUGAUUACCAAGGCCAACGAAAACCACAGAUUGCACUUGACAUAGUAAGAACUCUAUAUAAAAAGGAUGGUUUACGAGGAUUUUACCGAGGCUACAUGGCAUCUAUAAGUGCUUAUGUCCCUAACUCUGCACUAUGGUGGUCAUUUUACCACUUUUAUCAAGAGCAGCUAGCUCGCAUUUCUCCUGAAGGGACGUCAACUUUGCUGUUGCAGUGCAUUGCAGCUCCACUUGGAGGAGUUACAACUGUACUACUCACAAAUCCUCUAGAUAUUGUGAGGGCCAGAUUGCAGGUGCAGAGAACAGGAGGUUUUGGACACACCUUUCGAAUUUUGUGGUCAGAAGAACAACUGGGGGUCUUCACAAAGGGUCUGUCUCCUCGUCUGUUCCAGUCGGUUAUCUUCUCAUUUACCAUCAUCCUUGGCUAUGAAUCAGUCAAGAGGUUUUCUGUCAAUGAUGAAUAUAAGAAAGAAGUCAAGUGGUGAUAGGAAAUUUUUUUUUUUAUAUAAUUUUGUAAUCAACAUGAUAAAGGUAAAGAUAUUUAGCUUGACAAUUUUUUUUUAGUGCUAUAGUUAAUAAAGUCAUUCAACUUAUCUUAGUCUCCCCUUUUGUUGCUAAUUAUAAAGCUGAGUGAAUUUAGGUACAAUGUGUUAUAUUUGACCUCCAAUAAUAUUGUUUGUAUUAUUUAUGAAUUAUGGUUUGUAUGAUAUUUUUGUGUAUUGCAAGAUGAAAUUUGAGAUAGUUUUAAUCAUAAAGCAUUGUCUAUUUACAAUAGAGUGAACAUGAUGAACUUACAACUUGUAAUCUUUUUGAAUGUCAUAAUAUUGAUAUAUCUGUACUCAAUUUUGUUAAAUUGGUUGGAUUCAUAGAAUAAAAUAUUUAUAUACAUAUGAUUACA